This is a messenger RNA of Penicillium cosmopolitanum, 687 nucleotides long. RefSeq lists its product as uncharacterized. The coding region runs from base 1 to 687 and encodes 228 amino acids. The record is from RefSeq and is a predicted model, not a curated record. The transcript has 2 exons. NCBI's taxonomy places the organism in Eukaryota, Fungi, Ascomycota, Eurotiomycetes, Eurotiales, Aspergillaceae.
AUGGUCCUCGGAAUUGUGAUGAUGGCAGCAAUGCUGCCAACAAUGAUUGGUUUGAAUGAGGCAACCCAGGGGAGCCGGGAACAGGAGGAGGCCCGGCGCAACGAGUCACGAAAGCAACGUGGCCAUUUAGUGGCCACGGUUGCUCUUACACAAGGGACACCGAAAAUGCGUCAACAGGUUGACAAUGCCCAGGUCCACGUGGGUCUAGACGGGAGGCUCUACAUCACCAAGCAUCCCAGUGCUUCCAUGGUCCCCUUUAACGGCAGCUACUUUACGCAUCCCGACUUUCCCCCGAACAACACUUCUGGCUUAGUGACCGUCAGUGGCGAGAAAACGCCCACUCUGCGGUGGGUAUUUCGAGAUGAUAAGACGCACGAGAUGCGUUGGGGCGGUCGCCCUGACUCGGAAGGCCACGUAUGUGGGCCGUUUGACUGGACUAAGGAUGAGCAAUUUUUGACUAUGGAGGGCUGGGAGGGUUGGUUAGCAGUCCGACUUCCGAAAGAUGAGGCGCAAAUUUUCGUUAAUGGCGCAUCGGCUAAUGGCGCAUCGGCUAAUGGCGCAUCGGCUAAUAUCAAUGACCGUGAAACAUGGAGGCUAUAUUUUGACGGCAGAGAUGAUGGAGCUGGUCUACCCCAGGGGUCUAAAGGGCUGGAGAUACGGUUGAAGAGAACUACAGCCACUUCUUGA